This is a messenger RNA of Durio zibethinus, 743 nucleotides long. The record is from RefSeq and is a predicted model, not a curated record. Lineage: Eukaryota; Viridiplantae; Streptophyta; Magnoliopsida; Malvales; Malvaceae.
AUUCGGUGUUUCCUUCAUGAACUCAAAAGCCUCACCCCUUCCCCUUCCUUGCAUGCUUGUCUAGUGGCAACCAAAAUCCAAAAGCAUACCAGCAAGUCGUGUAACCGUGACCGAGAUAACCAUGGAGUCAAGCCAAACGCCCCCUCAAGGCCUAACUCAAGAAGAGUAUGCGGAGCUGAAGCCUCUCAUUGACACAUACCAUAAAUUUGAGCCAACACAAAACACUUGCAUAUCGCUAAUAACGCAGCGUAUCGACGCCCCAACUCAAGCCGUGUGGCCUUUCGUUCGAAGCUUCGAAAACCCCCAAAAAUACAAACACUUCAUCAAGAGUUGUAACAUGACCGGUGAUGGCAGCGUUGGAAGCAUUAGAGAAGUCACCGUUGUUUCAGGUCUUCCUGCUUCGACAAGUACUGAAAGACUAGAGAUUUUGGAUGAUGAAAAGCAUAUACUAAGCUUUAGGGUUGUUGGAGGUGAGCAUAGGCUGAGGAACUACAGGUCAGUCACUUCGGUCAAUGAGUUUCAUAAGGAAGGGAAAGUUUACACCAUUGUUUUAGAGUCUUAUAUAGUGGAUAUACCAGAAGGGAACACUGGGGAAGAUACAAAAAUGUUUGUGGAUACAGUUGUGAAGUUGAAUCUGCAGAAGCUUGGGGUUGUGGCAAUGGGUUCUCUUCAUGAACAUGAUUGAGAAGAUAUUGAUAAGAUGAUGAGAAGAAGAUUGAAGUCGGUUGGAUGAGUAAGAUUCU